Messenger RNA from Effrenium voratum, 1155 nucleotides. The record is from the annotation of a GenBank genome assembly. Lineage: Eukaryota; Dinophyceae; Suessiales; Symbiodiniaceae.
UUGACAUAUGGUUUUCCGGCGGAUCUUGGAUCCGGAUGCCUUUUCGGGAAAGCACCUCCCUUUGCCAGGUUUACAACUCGCAGGUCGGAAGUCGCAGCUCGCAUGGUCCGCGCAUGGCUGGUGCCGCAGACGAAUCCUUCGGGGCCCAAAGUGGAGGUUGGGUCAGGGCUGCUGAUUGGCCGAAAGGACUGCUGCAGGAUCAAGAUCACCGGCGCCACGGUGAGCGCGGUGCAAUGUGAGGUGCGUUGGAACGGAAAGCGGAACUGCUUCGAGCUUUCAGACCGCAGCUCCAAUGGCACCUUCCUCAACGGGCGGCUGGUGCUCAAGGGUGGGGAGCCGCUGGCCCUGGAGCACGGGGACCAGGUGCAGCUCACGAAGCGAUGGCAGCAGAGCGCUGCGCUGCAGUUCAACUUCGAGCUGGGCGAGCCUGAGCCGGUGAAGGCGGAGCCGGACUCCCGGCCCCCCGAGCCGGACUCCAGGCCAGAGCCGGAUCCUCCGGAUCCUCCAAAUCCUCCGGAUCCGCCUGUGCCGGCGGUGAAGGCGGACUUGGAGAGAAGCCUUGCUGAGUUGGAGUCGCGGGCGGCAAAGCUGGCCACCCAACUGGCCGAGUGCGUCCAACUCAGGCCCAGGCCUGACGCAGAAGAGCAAGAGCAGCUGCGGGCGGAGGUGGAUGCGGCGCUGCAAGAGGCCGCGCGGGAGGAGGGCAUUGGCAGCGCGCAUCGGGAGCUCAUCGAUGACUGCCACAAGACGCAGGAGAGCCUUCGCUGCGCGCUGCAGGAGCUGCUGGCAGGCCGGGAGCAGCUGGUGGAGAAGCGCCGGAGGUUCCAGGAGAACGCGCGGGCCACCCGCGCGGUGGAGAAUCGCAUCCAGGACCUCGAGGCGGCCAAGCGCUCGGCGCUGCAGGACCUACGCCUCCAAAUGCAAGGCGUGGUAGCGGAGAUCCAGGAGCAGUCCAACUGCCUCUCCCACUGCCUCGCAACGGAGGCCGAGAGGGGCGUGAAGCGCCGCCGCGAGGACCUGGACACCGCCGACACGGCGGCGGGCUAAUUCGAGUGGCGAGCUGGCUGAGGGGAGCACCGGCCUCGCCACCCGGUCCGGGGGUAGACGCUCAGAUCCAAGGGGGUUGCCUCCCGGUUCUAGGUCUGUUUCUGGUCA